GGAGUUAUGAUAUUGAGUAUUACUGAGGCCAGGUCUUCAAUAACUUGGUCUUACUACACCUGAGUAUUUUCAGUUUUUCCGCAACCGCUUAAUCAGCCGUAUCAAAUUUACUUUUUUUUUGAAUUUUUUUUCACUUUUGUCUCUCGGUUCAUUUUUUAUCCGUUACUAACCAGAUUAUUUGAGUGAAAAGUGCCGGUUUUAUUUAUUAUUAUUAUUUUUUUUUUAUUUUAUUUUAUUUUACAAUAAAUAAUUACAUUAUUAUUUGAAUAUUACUGCAGUGAUAUGAAUUUGUGCUAAUUAUUUUUAAAAAUCGUUCUAUUGUUGGCUAAUGAAAAGAAUGUGGUUUAAACGAGUACUUAUUGUUUCGUUGUUCAUAUUCCAAGUGACAUCUUCAGAAGAAACUAAAAAUGAGGAGACUCCCACAACGAUUCAUGAUAUGAUACCUGGUGUUGUAUCUUUAGAGGAAGAAUACAAUGUAACUCAUCUUAAUGAUUUGUUAAAUCCUGCGGAAAAUGUGUCGCCCGAAAGUUUGGCAUCAUCGUCUGUAAAUGACAGUAAUAGUAGUAUUAAUGACAAUUCAACUGUACUGAAUACUACAGAAUCUUCUAACUUAACAGAAACUAAUGCUGAAGGAUUAAACGAAACAUCACCAGUUAAUGCAACAAACGACGACACAACAUUAGCAAUCAAUGCAACGAAUGAAAAUAUGACGACACCAGUAAAUGCAACUGCACCGGUAAUAUUAGUAAAUGCAUCGGAUGGGAAUUUAGAAACAGAAAUCGGCAACGCAACAGAAUUUUCGAAUGGAACAAGCGACGAUUCGACAGCUUUAUCAAAUCUAAUAAACUCUACAAGUCUUGAUAACGAAACUGCACUAAAUUCUAUGCCAGAGACUCCUGAUGACAGCUCGAUAAAUAGUACUAGCAGCAGUAAUUCAUCGACUUCAGCAUUUUCUACAUCUGAAGCUAAUUCAACAACAGGAAAUUCGAGUACAAACGCUAAUUCAACAGACGAAAAUAUGAAUCAUCCUCUUGAUUCAAUAUCAGAGCCAACCUCUUCUGAUGUUAUUCCAACAAUCGACCAUACAGAUCUGAAUAAUGGCUCAAUGGUGGGGAAUACAACUCUUAUGUCAAAUUUAACAGAAGACAAUGCGACUUCAGCUGAUACUCCAAAGGCAGAAAAUACAACUUCUGAUGCAAAUUCAACGGACAAUAAUGCAACACUUGCAGAAACUUCAACGGAAGUAAAUACAACUAUUGCCAAUAAUGUAACAUCAGAUAAUAUAACACAUCCAGAAAACUUAACAUUCGGAAAUGAAACUCUUAACGAAAACUCAACAGUAAAUGAUACGAUACUUCCAGGGGAAAACUCGACAGAACAAAAUAUGACACUUGCAGAAAAUUCACUAGAAGGAAACAAAACUCUUGCUGAAAAUUCAACAUUAGAUAAUAAAACGUCUGUUGCUAACUUAACGGAAAAUAAUGCAACAAUUGCCGAAAAUUCACCAGAAGGAAAUGGAACUCUUGCCGAAAACACAACAGCAGAUAAUACAACAUCUAUUACCAACUCAACGGAAAAUAAUGGAACAAUUGCGGAAAAUUCACUGGAAGGAAACGAAACUCUUGUCGGAAACCCAACAGUAGAUAAUACAACGUCUGUUGCCAACGCAACGGAAAAUAAUGCAACAAUUGCAGAAAAUUCAUCAGAAGAAAACGAAACCUUUGCCGAAAACCCAACAGUAGAUAAUACAACAGCUGUUGCCAACUCAACGGAAAAUAAUGCAACAAUAGCGGAAAAUUCACCAGAAGGAAACGAAACCCUUGCCGAAAACCCAACGGUAGAAAAUACAACUUCUGAUGCUAACUCAAAGGACAAUAAUGCAACACUUGCGGAAACUUCAACGGAAGUAAAUACAACUAUUGCCAAUAAUGUAACAUCAGAUAAUAUAACACAUCCAGAAAACUUAACAUUAGGAAAUGAAACUCUUAACGAAAACUCAACAAUAGAUAAUACAACACUUCCGGCGGAAAACUCAAUAGAAAAAAAUAUAAUACUUGCAGAAAAUUCACCAGAAGGAAACGAAACUCUGGCCGAGAAUUCAACAGUAGAUAAUACAACGUCUGUUGCUAACUCAACGGAAAAUAAUGCAACAAUCGCAGAAAACUCACCAGAAGAAAAUACAAUAGAAGGAAACAAAAGUCUUGCCGAAAACUCGACAGUAGAAAAUACAGCACUUCCGGAAAACUUAACAGACGAAAAUGCAACAUCUACGAAUUAUCCAACAUUUAAAAACAUCGAAAUUGCGGAAAAUGCAACAGAAGGGAAUACUACUACUGAUAAUCCAACAACAGACACUAUAAUAAAUGCGGAAAACGCAACAGGUGAAAAUGAAACUCUCCUUAAUGAUUUAAUGGUAGGAAAUAUAACUUCUGCUGAUAAUCCAGAAGAAGAAAAUAUAACUCUUUCCGAUGAUCCGACAGUAGAAAAUCCUAUACUUACAGUGGAAAACUCGACAGAGGAAAAUACAACAUUUGCUGAUAAUUUAACACUAAAUAAUAUAACACAUUCAAAAAAUUUAACAGAAGAAAAUGAAACUCUUGCGGAUAGCCCAGCAACAGAAAAUGCAACAGUUAUUGAUGAUUUAAUUGUUGGAAAUGCGACAUCUGCUGAUAACUCAACAGGAGACAAUGCAACUUCCGCUGAGAGUUUAGCAACUUCUAGUGCUAAUUCAACAGGAGACAAUGCAACUUCCGCUGAGAGUUCAGCAACUUCUAGUGCUAAUUCAACAGGAGACAAUGCAACUUCCGCUGAGAGUUCAGCAACUUCUAGUGCUAAUUCAACAGGAGACAACGCAACUUUCGCUGAGAGUUCAGCAACUUCUAGUGCUAAUUCAACAGGAGACAAUGCAACUUCCGCUGAGAGUUCAGCAACUUCUAGUGCUAAUUCAACAGGAGACAAUGCAACUUCCGCUGAGAGUUCAGCAACUUCUAGUGCUAAUUCAACAGGAGACAACGCAACUUCCGCUGAGAGUUCAGCAACUUCUAGUGCUAAUUCAACAGGAGACAAUGCAACUUCCGCUGAGAGUUCAACAACUUCUAGUGCUAAUUCAACAGGAGACAAUGCAACUUCCGCUGAGAGUUCAGCAACUUCUAGUGCUAAUUCAACAGGAGACAACGCAACUUCCGCUGAGAGUUCAGCAACUUCUAGUGCUAAUUCAACAGGAGACAAUGCAACUUCCGCUGAAAGUUCAACAACUUCUAGUGCUAAUUCAACAGGAGACAAUGCAACUUCCGCUGAGAGUUCAGCAACUUCUAGUGCUAAUUCAACAGGAGACAAUGCAACUUCCGCUGAGAGUUCAGCAACUUCUAGUGCUAAUUCAACAGGAGACAAUGCAACUUCCGCUGAGAGUUCAGCAACUUCUAGUGCUAAUUCAACAGGAGACAAUGCAACUUCCGCUGAGAGUUCAGCAACUUCUAGUGCUAAUUCAACAGGAGACAAUGCAACUUCCGCUGAGAGUUCAGCAACUUCUAGUGCUAAUUCAACAGGAGACAAUGCAACUUCCGCUGAGAGUUCAGCAACUUCUAGUGCUAAUUCAACAGCUAAUGUAACAGCAGAAAAUACAACUCUUACCGCUGAUUCAAUUAUAGAGCACAUAACCUCCAAAUCUAAUUUAACACUAAAAGAGACAGAUCACAUUACUGACUCGACCGAACAAACAAGUUCCAAACAAAUUGACCCCGCGACAACAAAAACUUCAAGUUCCAACGCAUCAACAUCAGCAGGAUCAAAAGUAAUGAACCAUGUAAACAUAUCCGCAUUUACAAUGCAAUUUUUCCAAUCACUUGCUGAUGAAUUAGCUGGUAUUAGCCUCUCUAAAAAUGAAACAGAUUCCCUUAGUGGAAAUGCCACAGCAUCAAAUUCUACUGCUCUUGAUAACAAAACAAUUUCUGACAACUCUACAGCUGCAAACAUUACUUUAGAUACUAACAGUACAACCGUAAAACCAGAUUCAAACUCAACUGAAACCACUACUGGCAAUUCAACUGCAGAUUCAGAUUCAACUACUCUAGCAACCGAAGUCAAUAAUUCUACAGAAAGUGACGAAAAUAAUUCAACUACAACAUUGCAACCAGAAGGUACAACUAUCGCUGAGAAUUCAACCGAUGAUUCAAAUUCUACCACUGAAGAAAUUAAUAUUGAUUCCACAACUUCAACAAACAAUUCUACUUCAGCCGAACCCCAAGAAUCAUCAACUCUAUUAGAUGUAUCUGAUGAUCUUACAACUGAUGUAUUUACAGAAGAAACAACUUCAAUUUCGGAUCUAACGGCUCCAGAUUCUGAACAUCAUUUGAAAUAUACAUACACUAUUACGGAUUCGGACAUAAAUAUUCCUUGCUUACUAUUGAGUGCGGUAAUGACUUUAGAAAUUCGUUAUGAAAUGAUGAAUCAUACCAUGGCUAAUGGAAGUUUAACGAUUCCAAAGACGGCACAAGUAAACGGAACUUGUAGUUUCACGGAUUCAAUGAUGAUAUUAAGCUGGAAAGACGAAAAACAUUUAGAUUCUGAACUAGAUGAGAGUGACCAAAUUGACUCGAAUACUGUCGUCUUAAAUUUCGUAAAUAAAGACAGCAAAGCUUAUCUUGAUAAUAUCGAAACAACUAUUUAUCUAGAUGACGUUAAUUUCCCUUACGCCUUGAAAAAAACUUUGAAAGAAAAGUCAGCCGGAAAUUUACAUCUAUUUGAAGUGAAAGCUUUAACCGAAUACUUAAUUUGUGAUGAACGCACGGAUGUUCAUACUGGAAAUGUUACAUUGACAAUGAAAAAUGUCGCCCUGAUAGCAUUCAAUACCGAUGAAGAAUUAUCGUCCAGAAAAGCUCACGUUUGUGGAAAUGAAGUGACAAUGAAUGUAGGAGCUAUCGUUGGAGGAUUGACGGCUGCAAUUGUGAUAAUUUGUGUUAUUUUAUACUUUAUUUCUAAGAAAAGUAAAAAAACUAGCGUAAAUCUUCCAUAAAUAAUAUUAAUCAUUAGUUUAGGUGUU
Microplitis demolitor is the source of this 5038-nucleotide messenger RNA. Its product is annotated as serine-rich adhesin for platelets. The coding region runs from base 329 to 5011 and encodes 1560 amino acids. The transcript has 5 exons. Gene Ontology annotation, cellular component: membrane. Lineage: Eukaryota; Metazoa; Arthropoda; Insecta; Hymenoptera; Braconidae. The record is from RefSeq and is a predicted model, not a curated record.